UAAACGAUGUUGCACAAAUUCAGCGGCCCUUUUGGGUCCCCCCCCCCAAAAAAAACCCAUUGUUAAUCAUUCUCUGUGGGGUUAUAAACAUCGCACUGGCCGCGGUUUCGAAGAGAAGCGAUUUCUGAACCGCGGGGCGUGUUUUUCAUUGCAAAAUGUGAAAGACUACGCGGGCUCGGGUUCGGGGUUAGACACGCAAAGCAAGCGGUAAAACCAAACCAAACCAAAACAAGCCCAGGAAGGUCUCCCUUCUUUUUCUUCAGCGCACGGAUGCUGCAGUGAGAACGGUUUCACUUCGUGCCAGAUUUUAAAUAAAUAAAUAAAUAAAACAACCAUGGAAUCCCUUUCCGUCGCCUCCAACAAUGGGGUCGUCCUUGAAGAGGAGGGGGGAGACUCGGACAGAGACCGAGCCCAAGAGCGGGCUGCACGGUCGGGGCUUUCAAGCAGUGGAAACUGGGAGGAGGAAACAGGUGACCCGAGAAAGACAGAGAACGACAGAGAAAGAGACGCCAGCGUCUCCACAGGGAGCGCCCCUGCCCGCAUUAAAGACGAGGUUCCGGAACUGGAAUCCGUCUCCACUAAGGAAGAGGUUGUCAAGGGCAUGGUCUGUAACGGUGAAGAGGAGGAGACUGAAGAUGAGAUGGUUUGCAUGAAAGAUGAAAGGUUUGCAGAGGACCCCUCCGACUCCAAUGAUAACGAAAUGUCUUCCGCAGCCAGCAGAGCUGAGCCGUCCAAGAAUUGCGUGGACAGCAUCGACUCUGCAAACUUAAAUACAGACCAGGGCACCAGUACUGAAAACGCAAAAUGUGGGGGACAAGACGCUCGAAAAAAAUCGCUGCAGCCUCGCCUACAGACAGAGGAAAAAGACGAGGUGCGAGUGAAGAAUCGCAGGGAGUGCAAGGAGCAUGAGCAGAGCCCCCGGGUUCAGAGGCGUCUGCGAGUAAGAGCGCCGGUAGGAGGAGAGAGAGCGUUCAAUUGCGAGGAAUGCAAGCAGAGCUUCGAAAGCAGGAGGACUUUCAGCCUGCACAAGAAGAGAGCUCACGCAGCGGAGUUCGUCUGCAUCGAGUGUGGCGAGACCUUCGGCAAAAUCGCCACCCUUCAAAAACACCAGCGGAUCCACGCUGCCGAGAAACCCCAUCCCUGCCUGGAGUGUGGGAAAAAUUUCCGUCACUCCCGAGCUCUGAAACGGCACGGGGAGAUCCACACACGAGUGCAGCGCUACCCCUGCUCCGAGUGCCCCAAGAGCUUCAGCCGACCAGACAGCCUGGAGACCCACAAGCUGGUCCACGCGGGGACCAAGCUGCACCGCUGCGCCGAGUGCGGCAAGACCUUCAGCGACCCGGGGAACCUGAGACGGCACCAGCGGAUCCACACAGAAGACAAGCCGCACCGCUGCUCCGAGUGCGGGAAGAGCUUCAGCCGGAGCGGGAACCUGGAGAUCCACUGGCGCAUCCACACGGGAGAGAAGCCCUAUCGGUGCUCCGAGUGCGGGAAGAACUUCAACCACUCCCAGCACCUCAAGACCCACCUGCGUCUGCACAGCGGGGAGAAGCCCUACCCCUGCCCGGAGUGCGGGAAGAGCUUCAUCAACUCAGGAGCUCUGAAGACCCACCGGAGGAUCCACACGGGAGAGAAGCCCUACCUGUGCUCCGAGUGCGGGAAGAGCUUCAACCAGUCGGAAAACCUGAAGACUCACCUGCGGAUCCACUCCGGAGAGAAGCCGCACGCCUGCCCGGAGUGCGGGAAGAGCUUCGCUCAACUGGAGAACCUGAAGACGCACAGGCGGGUUCACACAGGGGAGAAGCCGUACUGCUGCCUGGAGUGCAGGAGGAGCUUCAGCCAGUCCUGCCACCUGAAGAGGCACAAGUGCGGGAGGACAAGGAGGAGGAGGAGGGAGGGGCCGGCAGCGGAACCCGGGGCCUGCCAGUCCGCACUGUGAGAUGAGCUUUCCAUCUGAAUUCCAUAGAACUGUAAAGUCAAGCGGACAGACUUGUUUCUGCAGCAGUCCAGCAGGGUUUAUAGGUCGCCCUUAAUCAUCCAUUUCUAAAGACGAAGGAACCAUUCCAUUUCGACUUGUGAGGACGCCGUGGCUCAAUUGGAAGGCCACGCCCGUUUCUUCCAUCCUGAGUCCCACCCCCUUAUUGAUAGUGUUGUGGCAGGUUUUUCCAAGCCCUGCCGAUUGUAUUUGGGAUCAAAGCAUUAGACUUAUAGAGUUAUAUCUACAGUGACAUAUUAGUCGGACAACAGUGCAGGGAUAAUGCA
This is a messenger RNA of Polyodon spathula (Mississippi paddlefish), 2262 nucleotides long. Its product is annotated as zinc finger protein OZF-like. The record is from RefSeq and is a predicted model, not a curated record. The coding region runs from base 335 to 1939 and encodes 534 amino acids. Gene Ontology annotation, biological process: regulation of transcription by RNA polymerase II. Gene Ontology annotation, molecular function: DNA-binding transcription factor activity, RNA polymerase II-specific; RNA polymerase II cis-regulatory region sequence-specific DNA binding. Lineage: Eukaryota; Metazoa; Chordata; Actinopteri; Acipenseriformes; Polyodontidae. The transcript is spliced from 3 exons.